GUAUGCAUUGACUAUUUCCACAAGCUCACCAAGUCAGGGUCUUCCACUCUUCCUUACUUAAGAAGAGAGUACUCUAUGGUUGCUGCUCAUAGCUUGGCUAGCCAGCACUGUCCAUGGCCAUGGCAUUUCGCCUCAUUAUACUCGCACUAGUACCGCUGCUGGCGACCGUGCUCGCUGCUCCUUCCCUUCCUAGCAGCAAUGACACUGACCUCGACGCGCUGCUUGCGUUCAAGGCGCAGCUGUCCGACCCACUCGGCGUCCUCCGCAACAGUUGGGCUACCAAUGUGUCCUUCUGCCUCUGGGUAGGCGUGUCAUGCGGCCGGCGCCAAAGCCAUCGCGUCACCGCCCUGGAGUUGCCGGGCGUGCCCCUCCAUGGUCAGCUCGCCCCUCACCUUGGAAACCUCUCCUUCCUCUCUGUUCUCAACCUCACCAGCUCCAACCUCGUCGGCUCCAUCCCCGCCGAGCUCGGCCGGCUGCGUCGCCUUAGGCGGCUCAAUCUUGCACACAACAACUUGUCUCACUCCAUUCCAUCGACCUUUGGGAACCUUACAGGUCUCCAAGUUCUUGAUGUGAGCGGCAACAUGCUGUCUGGUCAAAUCCCAACGGAGAUGCAAGGAUUGCGCAACCUUGCCUACAUAGCUCUGCAUGCCAACUACUUGAGUGGUCAUCAGAUACCAACUCAUCUGUUCAACAACACACCUCUACUAAGCUAUGUCUCCUUUGGGAACAACAGUCUGUCUGGGUCGAUACCUGACAGCGUCGGCUCCUUGCCCAUGCUUGACUUCCUUGGCCUGCAGCGAAACCAGCUCUCUGGGCCAGUUCCCUCGGCCAUUUUCAAUAUGUCUAGACUUAGGAUGCUGUAUAUGGCCAGUAACAAUCUGACUGGCCCUGUUCCUGGCAGCAAUGGUAGCCUUAGUCUCCCCAUGUUGCAAGUAAUAUCCCUCUCUCAGAACUACUUCACAGGUCCGAUUCCUUCAGGCCUUGCUUCGUGCAAGAACAUCAGGAUCAUCUCUCUAUCUCAGAAUUUCUUUACGGGUCCUGUGCCGGCAUGGCUGGGUGAGCUGCCAUUCCUUUCCGGCCUUUUAGCUGGGGGGAACGAACUUGUUGGGCAAAUCCCUCGUGUUCUUGGGAAUCUUACCAUGCUCACCAGGCUUGACCUCUCAUUCUGCAAGCUCAAUGGAGAGAUCCCGAUUGAAUUGAGCAAGUUGAGACAGCUCAAUAUUUUGGAGCUUUCAUCUAAUGGACUCACAGGUUCUUUUCCUACUUUUCUUGGCAACUUGACAUCAUUAACCGCAAUAGGGUUGGCCCUCAAUCUACUGACCGGGUCAGUACCAGCAACACUUGGGAACAUGAGAUCACUACAACUCCUCGAUCUUGGAUCAAACCGCUUCCAAGGGGAGCUUGGCUUCUUGGAUGGUCUCUCGAAUUGCAGGGAGCUCCGUCUCAUAAAUUUGCAGGUGAAUGAUUUCAGUGGAGGCCUUCCUGACUAUACUGGAAACCUCUCCAAGAAGCUUGUGAGUUUUGAUGCAACUGGCAACAAGUUGACAGGAGGAAUUCCAUCGACAAUAUCAAAUCUAAGUGGUGUCAGCUCGUUGAUCCUUAUGAACAACCAACUAAGCCAGUCGAUCCCAGAAUCCAUCACGACUAUGGAGAACCUUGAGAGGAUUGACAUCUCAGGGAAUAGCUUUGUUGGUCCCAUCCCGGCGCGAAUUGGUAUGCUCAAGAGACUGGUACAAUUAUUUCUCUACAACAACAAAUUCUCUGGUUCUAUACCAGAUGGCCUUGGUAAUCUCACUUUGUUGGAAUACAUUUCCUUGUCUUAUAACAAUCUGUCCUCACAUGUGCCAGCAAGCUUGUUUCUUCUUAAUAACCUUGUUGAACUGAAUCUGUCCCAUAACUCUCUGACUGGUGCAUUACCUUUUGAUCUCGGCCACAUGAAACAGAUUAACAAAAUAGAUCUCUCCAACAACAACUUGGUUGGCAGCCUUCCAGAUUCCUUUGGACAGCUCCGGAUGCUAACUUACCUAAGCCUGUCUCACAACUCAUUUCAAAAUUCUAUUCCAUACAGUUUUCGCAAUUUAAUUAGCUUAGGAACACUGGACCUAUCUUCCAACAACUUCUCGGGUACCAUCCCAAAGUACUUGACAAACUUAACCUACCUCACAAGCCUGAACCUGUCCUUCAAUGAGUUACAAGGUUCAAUACCAGAUGAAGGUGUUUUCAGAAACAUCACCUUGCAAUCUCUGAUAGGAAACUUUGGUCUGUGCGGUGCUCCCCGUUUAGGGUUUUUGCCAUGCCUGGAUACCUCUCACUCUGAUAAUAAUGGACAUUUACUAAAAUUCCUACUACCUUCUUUUGCUUUAACAUUGGCGGCUAUAGCUAUUUGCUUAUACCUGCUGAUAAGAAGGAACAGUCUGAAGCAGGGAGAGGUAACACCUGCUGCUGAUGGAGUUGAUCCAAUCAGCCAUAGGUUAGUGUCCUACCAUGAGGUUGCUCGUGCCACUGAAAAUUUCAAUGAGGACAACCUACUUGGAGUUGGAAGUUUCGGAAAAGUUUUCAAGGGCCAACUGGACGAUGGUUUGGUGGUGGCGAUAAAAGUGCUCAACAUGCAAUUCGAGCAGGCCGUGAGGAGCUUUGAUGCUGAAUGUCAAGUGUUGCGGAUGGCCCGGCAUCGCAACUUGAUACGGAUAUUGAAUACCUGUUCCAACUUGGAUUUUAGAGCACUGCUGCUUCAGUACAUGCCCAAUGGUAGCUUGGAGACAUGCUUGCACACUGAAAAUAGUGAACCACUAGGAUUCAUCAAGAGACUGGACAUUAUGCUUGGCGUGUCGGAGGCAAUGGAGUAUCUGCACCAUCAUCACUGUCAGGUUGUCCUACACCGCGACCUGAAGCCUAGCAAUGUGCUGUUUGAUGAGGACAUGACGGCGCAUGUUGCCGACUUUGGCAUUGCGAAGUUAUUAGGCGAUGACAACUCCAUGGUCUCAGCGAGUCUGCCAGGGACAAUUGGGUACAUGGCCCCAGAGCUUGCGUACAUGGGGAAGGCGUCACGGAAGAGCGACGUGUUCAGCUUUGGGAUCAUGCUGCUCGAAGUCUUCACCGGCAAGAGGCCCACAAGCCCCGUGUUCCUUGGAGAAUCCAGCCUCAGGCAGUGGGUUUCGCGAGCAUUUCCAGCAAGGCUCGUCGAUGUUGUUGACGAGAAGCUGCUGCAAGGUGAAGAGAUGAACAGGCGCGGCUUUCACCACGAAAACAAUACUACUACAUCGACAUUGCCUUCCACUGCCCGCAAGGGCGACUUUCUUGUGUCGACAUUCGAGCUGGGCCUGGACUGUUCGGCCGACUCUAGUGACCAGAGGCCGAGCAUGAGCGAUGUGGUCGCUAGGCUGAGGAACAUCAAGAAGGAUUGCUCUGCUUCCGUGGCAGCGAAGAAAGGGUCUCAGCAGCAUUGAUCGGUCUAUGUGGUGAUGUGUUUUGUUCUCCUUGUUAGUGUCAUGAAUGUAUUGCAUUGUUUCUCUUCAGUUAAUUGUACCUACCCAGGUAGCGGAGUUGUAACCUGAUGGUGGUCAUCUGCACCUGCCACUGCUGUCAUAUUAUCACCAUCUAAACCUGCAGUUGAUGUUCCUCGGAAGUAAAUACAAAUCACUGUAAGAAAUACUACCGUCCAUGAGACCGAUGGAACAUCAAGUGCAUGGUCAGUGGGAUAAUUGGGAUUGUAGCACCGUCAGCGUUGAAGAGCAUUUGCUCCAUCAGCCUCCUUGUCCCUGGCCUUCUGAACAUCUGCUCAAUAUUUCAGGAACAAAACAUGUGUGGCAGAUUAGCCUCUAAAUACGUGCAUCAACCGCUAACCACUUGUAUCCACUCAACAUGUGAUUUACUGACGGCUGCAGAUA
This is a messenger RNA of Triticum aestivum (bread wheat), 3887 nucleotides long. RefSeq names its product receptor kinase-like protein Xa21. Gene Ontology annotation, biological process: protein phosphorylation. The record is from RefSeq and is a predicted model, not a curated record. Gene Ontology annotation, molecular function: ATP binding; protein kinase activity; protein binding. The transcript has 3 exons. NCBI's taxonomy places the organism in Eukaryota, Viridiplantae, Streptophyta, Magnoliopsida, Poales, Poaceae. Bases 114 to 3446 code for a protein of 1110 amino acids.